Messenger RNA from Engraulis encrasicolus (European anchovy), 3047 nucleotides. It is a transcript of the gene trpa1a, whose product is annotated as transient receptor potential cation channel, subfamily A, member 1a. Gene Ontology annotation, biological process: monoatomic ion transport; transmembrane transport. Bases 1 to 3045 code for a protein of 1014 amino acids. The record is from RefSeq and is a predicted model, not a curated record. NCBI's taxonomy places the organism in Eukaryota, Metazoa, Chordata, Actinopteri, Clupeiformes, Engraulidae. Gene Ontology annotation, molecular function: monoatomic ion channel activity; protein binding. Gene Ontology annotation, cellular component: membrane. The transcript has 25 exons.
AUGUCCAUCUGCAGGAUGAGUUACAAGCAGACACCCUCGUCCUCUGAGCAAGGUGUGGCUGAAGAGGAUGGAGCUCAAGCCAUGGCAGAUGUGUUUGAGUUCCUGAUCGCUCUUAAACAGUGGGCUCAACAGGGGAACGAAGUGGCGCUGGAGAAGAAACUAGCCAACCUGACCCUGAGGGACAACACUGGAGCCUGUCCCCUGCACUACGCCGCGUCCAGGGGACACACUCACAUCAUACGCCUCAUCGCACAAGUAGCAGGAACCAAAGCGCUGAACUCGGCUGACCAGGACGGGAACACGGCACUGCAUUGGGCCAUGCAGAGGCAGCAGAGGGAGAGCUGCGCAGCCCUGCUGGCCCUGGGGGCCGACCCCAACAUCCUGAACAGGAGCACUUUGGCCCCGCUCCACUUGGCUGUCAGUCUGGGCCACAACACCUUGGUGGAGGAACUCCUCUCCCACAGCCAAACGGAUGUGAACUUGGAGGGAGAGCUCGGAAACACUGCUGUCAUGAUCGCCUGCUCAAAUGAUAACCAUGGAGCACUUAACACACUGUUCAAGCAUGGUGCGAACUUCUGCAGCCAAAACAAGUUGGGCCAUUUUCCUAUCCACGCUGCUGCUUUUGCUGGGGCGAAAAAAUCCAUGCAGGUUAUUCUUCAAAGAGGAGAGGCGAUGGGCCAUUCCAUUGAGGCACACAUCAACUACGUGGACAAGUACUGCAACAGCCCUCUGCACCUGGCUGUCCGUGGCGGAAACCUGGAAGUUAUUAAACUCUGCAUGGUGUACGGAGCCAAAAUAAACAAACAGCAGUGUGAUAAGUCAACGGCCCUGCAUUCGGCGUGCACACAAGGGGCCACGGAAGCUGUUAAGGUCAUGCUCUCAUCCUGCGAGGACAUCGGCCACGCCAUCAACAUCACAGAUGGGUCUCAACAGACGCCUCUGCAUAAGGCAGCUAUUUUUGAUCACCAUGAACUGGCAGAAUAUCUUGUGUCAAAGGGUGCUGACAUUGACUACACUGACUACAAGGGGCAUUCUCCGCUACUUCUGGCCACAAGCUGUGGGUCUUGGAGAACUGUAAACCUGCUGCUUUCUCAUGGAUGCAAUUUCACAAUCAAAGAUGUCAAUGGAUGCAACUUCCUGCACCUAACCAUCAUGCAACCACGAGGUCUCCGAAAUCUCCCGGAUGAAUUUUUACAGGACAAAAGGGUGCGACAGAUGCUACACGAUGAAGACACCGAAGGCUGCACUCCCCUUCACUACGCCUGUAAACUGGGCGUCCCGGACUCCGUCAGCAGCAUGCUCGGGCUAAAAGUUUCACCGAACCACAAGAGCAAACAAAAGAAGUCUGCUUUGCAUUUCGCCGCCGAAUUUGGGAGGAUCAACACCUGCUACAGGCUUCUGGAAACUCUAACGGACACCAGGUUGAUGAAUGAAGGCGAUGAGAGGGGAAUGACGCCCCUCCACCUGGCCUCCAGGAAUGGCCACGUCCGAGUUGUAGAGCUUCUGCUCCGCAGGGGAGCUCUGUGUCAAAGUGAUUACAAAGGAUGGUCGUGCCUGCAUCACGCUGCAGCUGGAGGCUACACUCAAACCAUGGUCACUCUGCUUGGAUCACACGUCAAGCUCCUGGAUAAAGCAGAUGAUGAUGGGAACACGGCCCUGCACCUGGCGGCACGCGAGGGACACGCUGUGGCCGUGCGGCUGCUCCUGAGGAGGGGGGCGCAGAUGCUGCUGAACAAGAGCGACGCCUCCUUUCUGCACGAGGCCAUACACAACCACAGGAGGGAGGCCACCGAGGAAGUGAUCGCGAGUGACAGAUGUGAUGAAGCUCUCCAAGCAUUUGACCGUCUGUCAAGCAAGAAGUGUGCUGUGCUGGACAUGAUAGAAAUGCUUCCUGAGACGUUUAAGUACCUUCUUGACAAUUGCAUAAAGGAAUCAGAAGAGGACCCUGACAAUGGAAACUACUGGAUGGAGUAUAAUUUCCAGUGGCUACAAACACCACACAAAUUUCUGGAGGACAAGGUCACCAACCGCACACCUCUUCCAGCUCUGAAUACUAUGGUGCAUCACAAUCGCGUUGAUCUGCUGACCCACCCUGUCUGCAGGAAGUACUUAGAGAUGAAAUGGAAAGCCUAUGGAGUGAAAGCCCACCUGUUGAACAUGCUGAUGUACAUGAUGGGCCUCAUCCCGUUGACCUAUCUCAUACUGAACCUGAAGCCCAGCCUCAACACCUCUGGCAACAGCACCUCACGCUAUAACAUCACCAUGGCAACAACAUCACUGCAUCAGCAAUGCAUGAAAAUAAACAUAUGCCUAUUCCUAACUCUGGCGAUGAAUCUCUACGCAGUGGGGAAAGAAUUAGCUCAGAUCUACCAACAGCGAACAGACUACCUACAAGACGUGACCAACAUGGUGGACUGGGGCUCGGCCAUCUCGUCUGUGGUGUUUGUGGUGGCUUUGCUGCUGGACCUGAAGAGUGACUGGCAUUGGCCCGUUGGUGCCCUCGCUGUGCUCUUUGGUUGGAUGAACCUGCUCCUAUACUUACAGCGGUUUGAACGUUUUGGGAUUUACGUGGUGAUGUUCAGAGAGAUUUCAAGAACACUCAUGAGCAUCGUCUCCAUCUUCAUUUACCUGAUACUGGCUUUCGCUCUGUCCUUCUACGCCCUGAUGCUGGGCCAGAAAAACUUUAGUGAGGUGCUACUAUCACUGAUGCAGACUUUUGUCAUGAUGGUGGGAGAGAUAAACUACCAGGACAUCUUCCUGAAUCCAUACUUGAAGGGCAAACUUGCUUUUCCAGCAAUCACAUUUUUGGUAUUUAUUGCUUUUGUGCUACUGGCACCCAUUCUCCUCGUGAACCUUCUGAUUGGCUUGGCUGUUGGAGACAUAGCAGAAGUGCAGAAAAACGCGACCCUUAAGCAAAUUGCCAUGCAAAUCGAAUUGCACACCAACCUGGAAAAGAAGCUUCCCUACUGGUUCAUAAAGCGAGUUGACAAGCCUGUUGUCAGAGUCUACCCCAACAGAUGUCUUCAGAAGGCAUGUGAUGCAUAAAU